Plasmopara halstedii is the source of this 870-nucleotide messenger RNA. RefSeq lists its product as uncharacterized. The record is from RefSeq and is a predicted model, not a curated record. NCBI's taxonomy places the organism in Eukaryota, Oomycota, Peronosporomycetes, Peronosporales, Peronosporaceae. Bases 1 to 870 code for a protein of 289 amino acids. The transcript has a single exon.
AUGAACAAGACCGAUCACAACGCUGCCACGAAUCACCAGUUUGCCUCUUUGGAGAAGGUGCUAGUCAAGACUGUUAAUGACGCUAUAAAUUGCCUUAAACUGCUGAAAAAGAAGCUUUCCGAUUACGACAGUCGUCAUGGCAAUCACUUUAUCAACACCGCUGUCUCGUACAUGCGCAGCGACAUGCGCGCAGCCAAAGACACGGCAGUCGAUCUUAAACGCAUUGCCCAUGACAUCAAGAAAAGCCCACAACCGAACGAGUCGGAUAUUCAUGCUGCUCGCAACACUAUGAACGCAACGGCUAAAGCUAUGGAUCAUUUGCAAAUUACUGCGCGCAGCUAUGACCAGGGAAAAGGCCGAUCCAAGGGUGUGAAAGGUACUUUUGAUAAUGUCGUUGGCCAUAAUGACAAGGAGAAACACGAAAAGGAAGGAAGUGUCGUCAGCAAAAGUGACGAUACGAAGUUCAAAGAGUCGAAGGUUGGCAAAAUUUUUGGCAAGGAUGACGCGGAUAAGCAAAACAACAAUGUCGGUCUCUUUGGCAAGAAUGACAGAGAAAAGGACGACAUUGAUGGUGGUAAGCUCGGAGGCACAAGUGAUCAUCACCAUGCUUCAAAAGCGAGUACCUUUGGUGCGUCUGAUACCGUUGAGACGCUAGUCAAGUCAACUUUGUCGGAACAUUUUGACCUCCAGACGCUGAGUCACCAAAUUGACCUUACUGAGAAGUCACUGAUGGCGUCGCCAACAUCGCCAACAUCCUCUCCGACAUUUGUCGAGCGUGCGAAGGAGAAAGUGAAGGAGGUGAAGGAAAAACUCAUGGGUGACUCGUCGAACGAAGGCCACGAUGCCCACAAGCAAAGUAUUACCCCGUGA